Aphis gossypii (cotton aphid) is the source of this 1466-nucleotide messenger RNA. It is a transcript of the gene DCTN5-p25, whose product is annotated as dynactin subunit 5. Lineage: Eukaryota; Metazoa; Arthropoda; Insecta; Hemiptera; Aphididae. The transcript has 5 exons. The coding region runs from base 777 to 1328 and encodes 183 amino acids. The record is from RefSeq and is a predicted model, not a curated record.
GCGACGACGGGCGACGAGCUAACAGGACGAGGGUGUUGCGGACGGCGGCCGAUUGGCGAUUACGCGAUUUCUGUGUGCGAAUUGCGAAACGCGAAUGUGCUACACAGCGCGAUAUCGCUGCUGAGGAGUAGGAGUGCCGCGACGCCGAGUGAUGACUGUUGAUGGACGAAAUGUGAAUAUCUUAUUAUUAAAUUUUUCAAUUUUGUGUCGGUGACGUAAUCUUACAAAUGUAAUCGUCAGAUGGCGUUGCAAUCAACUGCUCGCCCGAUGCCCGACACUACAAUAUGAUAGAGCCUAUGCUUAAUAAUUAAAGUAAAAGCUCAAUUUAUGAUCCUAUCAUUGUAAAUAAAAGUAAAAGCUCCAAUGGUGCCCGUGCUUAUGCUAUUUGAAGCGUAAACUAUAAACACCAGAGUCCAGAUCACGGAUAUUCUUUUUAUCCGUGGUACAGAUACUGCUGUUAUCAAUGAUAACAACCGAUCCACAAUUGAUAACUCAUAAUUUAAAGUUUGAAUUAAUAUAAAUAUUAUGAUUUAAGUAAUAAGUAUAUUUUUUUUUACAGAAACUACUACAUAGUAUAUUACAAAAUUAUAUUAAGAUAUUCCGUGAUAUUGUCAAUUGUUAUUUAUGUUUUCUAUAUCCUUGUGAUCUGGAAUAUUAAUAUUAUAUUUUGGUAGUUUCGUACUUUCAUAUCAAACAUCAGUAUACUUAUUGGUUUUACCAGAAUCGUUGAUUGUUCAAGUUUCGAUUACUCCGCAGCUGACGUACAGCUGCGAAAAAUGGAACUCCAAGAUACGUUCUAUAGUAAAUCUGAAUAUGUAGAAACGACAACUGGCAAUAAAGUUAGCCGGCAAGCUCAAAUUUAUGGCUCUCAAAAUAUUAUUCUGAACGGUAAAGUCAUACUACAGUCUGGAGUAAUGAUACGAGGUGAUCUAGCUAGUGUUAAAAUGGGCCGGUAUUGUUUUGUGGGCCGAGGUUCAGUCGUACGACCACCAUGCAAAAAAUUUAGUGGAGGAUUUACUUAUUUUGCUCUUCAAAUUGGAGAUCAUGUACACAUUGGGGAGCAAAGUGUCAUUCAAGCAGCUAUCAUUGGAUCUUAUGUACACAUAGGAAAAAAUGUUGUUAUUGGUAAAAGAUGUAUACUUAAAGACUGCUGUAUGAUUGGAGAUAAUACAGUACUUGCACCCGAUACUGUAGUUCCUUCAUUUACACAUUAUUCUGGUUCUCCAGGCAUCCAAAUUGGUCAAUUACCAGUUUGUACUCAAGAUCUAUCUACUGAUUAUACCAAAUCGUUUUAUGAUCACUUUGUUCCGUCUAUUGAUAAUUUGUAAGAAGACCCGCGUACACACUACAAGUGGCCAGCGAUUAAAAAUCGAUCACGUUAUCGUGCCGCUGAAUACAGAUGACAUGCAGCCUUUAUAUAACAAUAUAAUAGUUAUCUAUUAAUUAAUUUUUUUAAUACUCGUUUA